Arachis duranensis is the source of this 1992-nucleotide messenger RNA. Its product is annotated as putative clathrin assembly protein At2g25430. Gene Ontology annotation, molecular function: clathrin heavy chain binding; SNARE binding; 1-phosphatidylinositol binding. The record is from RefSeq and is a predicted model, not a curated record. Gene Ontology annotation, biological process: vesicle budding from membrane; clathrin-dependent endocytosis; clathrin coat assembly. Gene Ontology annotation, cellular component: clathrin-coated vesicle; clathrin-coated pit. NCBI's taxonomy places the organism in Eukaryota, Viridiplantae, Streptophyta, Magnoliopsida, Fabales, Fabaceae.
UCGCCGGAAAUUUGGCCCCUGAACUCGAAGUCCUUGUCGUCAAAGCCACGAGCCACGAAGAGGUUCCCGCCGAUGACAAGUACGUAAGGGAAAUCCUGAGCCUCACUUCGCAUUCAAGGGGCUACGUCAAUGCAUGCUUGAUCACGAUUUCUAAGAGGCUUUCCAAGACGCGUGAUUGGAUUGUUGCUGUCAAGGCACUUAUGCUUGUUCAUAGGGUUCUCGUUGAUGGGCACCCUCUUUUUGAGGAAGAGCUUGUGUAUGCAACACGCAGAGGGAUGAGGAUCCUUAACAUGAGUGAUUUCAGGGACGAGGCUCAUUCAAGUUCUUGGGAUCAUGCCGGUUUUGUCAGGGUUUAUGCAUUGUACCUUGAUGAGAAAGUUGAGUUUGUGGCUUAUCAGAGGAUGCUCAGAAGUGGUGGUGGUGGUGGUGAAUCUGGUGGUGAUGGUGAAUUUAGGGAUGAGUUUGGUUCUGGAAUUGGUAGGAGGACUAGGUCUUAUGGUGAUGUGAGUGAGUCAUAUGGAAGAGAGCAUAAUCCGAGGAAUGAGGUUGUGACCCCUGUUAGGGAGAUGGGAUCUGAGAGGGUUUUGGAGAGGUUGAAGCAUUUGCUUCGGAUCCUCGACCGUGUUUUAGGUUGUAGGCCGAGUGGCGCCGCCAAGAGUAGUAGGCUUGUGCUAGUUGCGCUUUACCAGGUUGUGAGGGACAGCUUCAAGGUUUAUGUGGAAUUGUGUGAUGUGUUGGGAGUGUUGUUGGAUCGGUUCACUGAAAUGGAAUAUGCACAUUGUGUAAAGGCCUUUGAUUGUUAUGUUGGCGCGGCCAAGACGAUGGAUGAGCUUGUUGGCUUCUACAGUUGGUGCAAGGACAUGGGAAUUGCAAGGUCAUCUGAGUACCCUGAAGUGCAGAGAAUCACGGAUAAGCUUCUCGCCACACUUGAGGGUUUCUUGAAAGAGAAGACUAUUAGAGCAAAAAGUCCUGAGAGGAACAUUGAACAGGCCAAGGUAACUGUCAUAGAGAAAGAGACAGAGACAGAGCCAGAAAUCAAUGAGAUGAAGGCACUCCCGGCACCUGAGAACUUCACACCAGCACCGCCGCCCUCGUUUGUUGCGCAGCCUAAGCCGGCAGCUCCUACUCAUAAGGAGACAAAUGAUUUAGUGGAUUUAAGGGACAAUGGCAAUUCAGCUGAUGAGCAAGGGAAUAAACUAGCAUUGGCAUUGUUCAAUGGACAAGCAGCAGUGAGGGGAGAAGGUUCUUGGGAGACCUGGCAAAGCAGAUUGGGAACUUGCAUUGGUAGAGACAAGUAGCAACUUGUCGAAGCAAAAAGCAGAUUUGGCAGGUGGAUUUGAUCCACUGCUACUGAAUGGGAUGUAUGAUCAAGGUGCUGUGAGGCAACAUGUGAACACAAAUCAACUGAGUGGUGGGAGUGCUAGCAGUGUGGCACUCCCAGGACCCGGCAAGAGCGCCACGCCCAUUCUGGCUCUGCCUGCCCCGGAUGGAACAGUGCAGGCAGUAGGGCCGCAGGAUCCGUUCGCAGCGUCGCUGGCAGUGCCGCCGCCGUCUUAUGUGCAAAUAGCAGACAUGGAGAGGAAGCAGCAUUUGCUUGUGCAGGAGCAACAAGUAUGGCAGCAGUAUGGGAGAGAUGGGAUGCAGGGUCAGGUGGGGUUAGCAAGGGUUGCUGGUUCUGGCUACUAUGUUGCUGGCCCUCAACCUGUGAUCAUGCCUUAUGGAAUGCCACAGUUUGGUGUUGGUGGUGGAUACCACCACCAUGCACCUUUUUGACUUGCAUUGGUUCGCUUUUUAUUGGGGCUCUUUGUUUUUGCGCCAAACUAUGUUUUUUUCUUUCUUUUCUACGAGCUGUGUGGUGUAUCUAAGUUUGUUUGGCAAUGCGGUUGCCCAGGUGCCAGAGGGGAUAUCUAUACAUAUUUAAGAGUUUUGUACUUGUCAAGUAUUAAGUUACAUACUACAAUCUACAACAAUAAUAAUAAUUGUUAUUAUGAA